This is a messenger RNA of Penicillium lagena, 2259 nucleotides long. RefSeq names its product putative amino acid transporter. Gene Ontology annotation, biological process: amino acid transmembrane transport. Bases 1 to 2259 code for a protein of 752 amino acids. The record is from RefSeq and is a predicted model, not a curated record. Lineage: Eukaryota; Fungi; Ascomycota; Eurotiomycetes; Eurotiales; Aspergillaceae. The transcript has 2 exons. Gene Ontology annotation, molecular function: amino acid transmembrane transporter activity.
AUGGCUGAUAACGGAGAGGGUUCGUCCCUGAACCCGUCUCAAUCCCGACCGAUCGCGACCUCGCCGGGUCGGUCACACUCUCCGGCGCCGGACGUGGGAUUCAGACAGGCCUCGAUUGCACGACUUGCUUCGCCAGUUCCCUCGCCUUCCCUGGGUACAUCGAUCUCGUCUCGGCAAGGCAUCCCGGCCAGUCGUCCGGUGACGAGCAACAACACCGAGCAUAAUUUUCGGGCUGUCGACGACCCGUCCUCUCUUCCGGGUCCCGGCCAGUCGAUGAUUGCUUCAGCACUUCAGGAUAGUGUAGGCCGCUCCCCUCCGAGAUUUGGAACACCGCCGCGCCUAGGUGGGUCGCCCGCCCCGGGGCCAUCGACUCUAGAUAACCGACCAGUCGCAUCACAUUACGGCUCAUUUGACAACAAGUAUGGAAAUGACUCGCCUAGUAUGGCGCCGUACGAAGACCCCGAAGUUGUGAAGAGACAUCUAGUUCUCCCCCAGGACGUGGCGGACAACAGUGACGUCCACUCGCAGAUUGCGACAAGCUUUGGCGGCGAGGAUGAGUUCUCCAGUCUACAGCUUCAGGGAGGUGACAUUACUCGACAAGUCUACCGGUGGGCCGAGGAUGCAGAGGCCGAGGCCGCGGGGAAGUUUCUACGCAGCAAGAGUUUCAGCGUCAGUCGGCCAACGCCGGAGACCGAGACGGAGGAUAUCAACACCAUUCGAGUACCAGGAGGGUUUCGAAGAGACUAUCUGCGAAGAACAGCGGCCAGCCCGCAAAGGGGAAGUGCACAAGGGUCAACUUCAGGGGGGCAUCAUGGCCCCCCUCAGCUUCCUACAUCAAGCUUUCUGGAGUUUCUGACAAUGUACGGUCACUUUGCGGGAGAGGAGCUAGAAGAAGAUGAUGAGGCUUUAGGUCCCGAUGAGUAUUUCUCAUCUGGUGCAAGUUGGGACGAGGGAGAUGAAGAGAGAGAGUCCGGAGAAGAGGCGGCACUGCUUCAGGGUGAAACACCGGGUCGCAAGAAGCGGAAGCAUAAACAGCGUGCACCGGCAGGGACAACAACUACGACUGGAGCUGUUCUGCUGCUGCUUAAGUCCUUUGUCGGCACCGGCAUUCUGUUUCUGCCUCGGGCGUUCCUGAACGGCGGUUUACUAUUCAGUAGUAUGGUGCUACUGGGCGUCUCUAUUCUGAGCUACUAUGCCUUCAUUCUGCUGGUUAACACCCGCAUGAAGAUCAAUGGGUCUUUUGGUGACAUUGGUGGAAUUCUAUUUGGAAAGCACAUGCGACGCAUUAUUCUGGGAUCGAUCGUCCUUAGCCAGUUGGGGUUCGUGUCAGCAUACAUCGUCUUCGUCUCACAAAGCCUACAAGCAUUUGUCCUCGCUGUGAGCAAAUGCAAGUCCUUCAUCGACAUCAAGUGGCUAGUGCUGUUGCAAUUGGUCAUCUUUAUGCCUCUUUCUCUGAUUCGCGACAUCAGCAAGCUUGGCUUUACCGCGCUUAUUGCGGACGUUUUUAUUCUGCUUGGACUGUUGUAUAUCUACUUUUACGACGUCAGCACCCUCGUCAGCAAUGGGGGCAUCUCUGAUGUCAGCUCUUUCAAUCCGGCGACCUGGUCUAUGUUCAUUGGAACCGCCAUCUUCACCUAUGAGGGCAUUGGCCUCAUCAUUCCAAUUCAAGAAUCGAUGAAAAAGCCGCAACGUUUUCCAGCUGUCCUUGGUGGUGUCAUGAUCGUCAUCACUUUCAUCUUCCUCUCAGCAGGUGCCCUCAGCUAUGCCGCAUACGGUUCAAAAACGAAGACUGUCAUCCUUCUUAAUCUACCCCAGGAUGACAAAUUUGUCAACGUUGUCCAGUUCCUCUACUCGCUUGCAAUCUUGCUUAGCACUCCCCUGCAGCUCUUCCCCGCCAUCCGAAUCAUGGAGAACGAGCUUUUCAGCCGCAGCGGCAAGUAUAACCCUUGGAUCAAAUGGGAGAAGAAUUGUUUCCGCUUCUUCCUUGUCCUGGUUUGUGCGGUUGUCGCUUGGGGAGGUGCCGACGACUUGGACAAGUUUGUUUCGCUGGUCGGAAGCUUCGCUUGUGUUCCAUUGAUUUACGUGUAUCCGCCUCUCCUCCAUCUCCGCGCCUGUGCCCAUUCCCGGAAACAGGCCAUUGCCGACAUUGUACUCGCUUCCUUCGGCGUUAUUUGCUGUAUUUACACGACCGCCCUGACCAUUCAAAAUUGGCUCCGCGGUGCCGUUGAUACGACCCCGGGGUACUGCGAUUCUAAGUAA